UGUCUGCAGUUUCUCUCCCUGUUGCUCUUUCUUGCCCUAACUCUGCUACCCACACUUUCCUGGCUCCAAACCACCAACUUCUUAGUCCGUAGAGAACAAACAACCACCGACCCGUCACCGGAAUUAUGUUCCGCCUCGCAAAGCCGAACCCUUUUCUCUCUGGGCACCACCUCAUACAGCGCUGCUCCGUCAGCGGCACAGCGAAGGGCAAGGCGAAGAUCAAAGCGGGCCAAGCCCUGAAACGCUCCCGAAUCACCACCAAGAAAUCGGGAUCAUCCCAAAUCGCAGCCCCACCAAUGUCGCGCGAGCGCCAAGAGCGUGAGAAUCUAUACGAGCGGUGCCUCCAGGCCCCCACCCCGCUCCGCUACCUCACCCCGCGGCAGCGCGAGCGCGAAGCGGAGCGCGAGAAGAUGGGGCUCAUCAGCAAGGAACGGAAGCGAGAAAUCGACAUGAUGAGAAGCAAAGACAACAAAUUUAAGGUUUCAGACAAACCCACGAUAAUCGGGACACCUGGGUUGGACUAUGUCUCUCUGGGGUUGGUGGAUGUGGAGAAGUUGCCCACGUAUGAGCUAACGGUUGAAGAUGGGAGGAGGUUGGCGAAGGACUAUAGUAGGGUUUUGAUGAGGAAGCAUAGGGCUAGACAGGCUGCGGAAUCGAAUCUUUUGAGAAUGAAAAAGGAGGCAAUUGAGGCUUUGCCUGAAGGGUUGAGAGAAGCUGCUUUGGUUCCUGAUUUGAGUCCUUUUCCUGUUAAUAGGUUUAUGGCUACUCUCACUCCUCCUAUUGAGGGUUACAUUGAGCAGAUUAGGGAAGCUGCUAAUAAGAUCAGUGGAACGGAGAAGAUUAGGUGACUCUGUAUUGGAAUGGAAUUGGUUUUGUUUGUGAAUUUUGUCCACUGUUUGGUGGAAUGGAUUGGAAUAGCAAAUAAUGUUGGUUGUUUUUGGACUGAUUAAAUAGGAUGUAAUGUGAUGAGAAUGAAAUAUAUUUAGUCUGAUGUUUUCCA
Messenger RNA from Vigna umbellata (rice bean), 1000 nucleotides. Its product is annotated as copper ion binding protein. NCBI's taxonomy places the organism in Eukaryota, Viridiplantae, Streptophyta, Magnoliopsida, Fabales, Fabaceae. The record is from RefSeq and is a predicted model, not a curated record. Gene Ontology annotation, cellular component: mitochondrial ribosome; mitochondrial large ribosomal subunit.